AUGAAUCAAAAAGAAAAUUUUGAUUAAGCUAGCUAAGAUUUUGGAUUCCAAAAGUAAUUUAAAGAAAUUUAUAGUGAGGAGAUGAAAGAAGAAGGAUAAUAUUUGAAUUAAAUACAAUAGGAAUUAGAUUAAUAUAAUGAGGAAUUAGAAAGUACAAAGUCUUUUGAAAUUCAAAAAGAUGAUAUCAAUGAAUACUUAGAUUAUUAGUCUUAAAAAACAGCAGAUAUUUAGCGCAUUAGAAGCGAAAUCCAAAACCUUGAAAAAGAAAAAAAUUAUUUUUUAUCUCUUGACAAACAGCCUAGUUUGUAAAGGCACAGUUUCCCUUUAUAUAGCGACUCAAAUAGAAAUCCUUUUAAAAAUAUCAAUAUAGUAGAAAAUCAUUAGAAUGUUAAUGUAAAAAGUGCAUCAAAUCAAAUUUUAUUAUAAAAUAUUCAAAAAGAAAAUAUUUUAAAUAAAGAAUAAUUUAAUAGUAACAUAGAAAACAAGCAAACUAGUUAAAGAAAUAAUAACAGCAACAACUAUGAAAGCAAAGAAGUUUAAUAGUAACAAGUUAAAAGCAAUUUUGAAGGAUUAAGUCUAUAAAGAGGAGAUUAUUCUUCAAGAAACGAAGAUAAUCACUUAAGUUAAUUAUAAAAUUAAGCGAUAAACACUUAAUAAAAGGCUCAAUAAUAACAGUAUUAAAUAUAAUAGUAGUAAAUCACAUAGUAAAUGCAAUAGAGUUAAAAAUUGCAAUAAGCUGAUUAAUAAGACAUUUAGUAGAGGCUAGAAAGCAAUAGAGCUUUGUAAGAUGAUAAAAUUAAGUAGCUUGAAAAGAUGAUAUAAGUUUAAAAUCAGUUCAUGCUUGGAAUUCAGAAUUAACAAGAAAUAUAUUAUGCUCGCCUUUAUUCUGAUAUCAAAAAGCAAUAUGAAAAUUUAGAAAUUUAAUCAUAAAAAGAAAAAAAGGAAAUGGAAGAAACUAUUUCGUAGCUUAGAAAGCAACUUAAAUCUAGCUAAGAAGAGAAUCAGAAAAAGUAAAAAUCCUUGAUGAAAAUUUUAAAUUAUUACAAUACAUUAAAAAUAGAUUACGAGAAGUUAGUUUCUAAAUGGCAACAUUAAUAGUCCAUUUUAAUAAACACUUCUUCUUCUCAAAAUCAAUAACAAUUAUCUUCAAUCUUUGCCUAUCCCUACUCUUAAGGCGAUAUGGAAAUAUCAGAAUAUGGUGUUAGCUAAGCUAAUUUAAAUAAUUUAAAUAUUAAUUGUUCAAUCACUUCUGAAAAAGUGUAUUUAAGGUAAUCUAAAGACUGCUAAUAGCUAGAGAAAUAAGCUUAUUCAAAUUAAAUAAGUUCAAACAAAGAAUUACAACUUACUCAAAAUUCUUAAAGAGAAAAUAACUUAUCAAACGCUUAUAGCAAUCCAAUUGAGUAAGAGGAUGAUCUAAAAUAGAGCAUAGAUUCAGACGGAGUCAGUAUUGUUAAAGGAAACCGUAGCAAUAAGAGCUUAAAUGCUAAUUUUCCUUCAGGUAAACAAAAAAAUCCAUCAAAUGGAAAUAGCAACUUUGUGCAAGCAGUGAGCCAAUUCAAAGAAGAUUAGAAUGUGAGAGAUUCAUAUUAAUAGAGAUAAUCCUUCAUUAAAAGUAGCAUCUCAGCAGGUAACACUUCAACAAGCAAAGGCACAAAGUUUCUAUAAAUGUAUUAAUAAUAAGAAUAAUUUCAAGCUAAAGACUAUGAAUAGUUAGAAGAAGACAUAAAUUUAUUUUGUGAUGAUGAUGAUAUUGUUGUAAGAUAGAGUUUAGAAAACAACACAAAAUUAUUUGAUAAUUUCUUCUCUCCCAGAGGAAACAAGACAGCUUAAACAGCUAAGUACACAAUUACAGGAUCAACUUCAACUAGCUCUUAGGAUAAAAUAUUCAAAACUGAUGAAAAAAUUUUAGAAAAAUAGUAUUGGAGUUCUGACUUUAGAGAAAAUGCUGAAACAUAGCCUUUUUCAUUAUCAAAAUUGUCAUAAAUUUAAUCCUAAAAUAACUUGAAUUAAGGAAAAAAAGGAGUGGAUGGAGGUAGUAAUAUUAGUACCAAGCACAAGUCUUCUUAAUCAACUUAGUAAUAGUAUCAAUAUAAUAACAGCUAGUUUGAAAACUAACCAACUUCAUUGUCAUCUUAAAACUCUUUAGGUGGCAUUGUAAAAAAUUAAGACAAAAGAAAGAGUAUUUCUCCUAGCAGAUAAUAAGCUUCAACAAGAAGACUGACACAAGAAAACAAAUAAGAAGACAGUUAUUAAAAAAACUAACAAAUAGAGGCAUAAGACGAAAACUCUUCUUCCAGAUAUGAAAUCUCUUAGAACGCACAGCAAAGCUAGCUAUUCAAAAAAGCUUUGCAAAUAAGCAAUAAACCUUAGAACACAUUAUUCCUUUCGCACAAUGACAAUUAAGACUUAGAAAUUACUAAUUUUUCUAAAAAUCAAUAGAAUCAAUAUCAUCACCAAAUACAAACAACUAUAUGCUCAUCUUUAGAAGGUUUACCUAAGAAUUCUCAACUAACUCCUCAAUCUAACACUUAAUUAAUAGGUGGCAGUAUUAAAAUUCAAGAUAGCUUUAACAAGUUGCUGAGUAAAAGCUAUAGCAAAAUUCCAUAAAGCAAUUUUGGAAACGGAGAAGUAAAUUAAAGUAAUAAUAAUAUUAAUUAAGAAAACAGUAGAAAAAAUAAUAAUAAUAUUGAUUCAAGUUCUUCAUCAAAUUCAUCACAAGUUUAAUAAACUUAACCUUCAACAAAUAAUUAAAAAUCAUAAAAACUUAGUAGCUAAAAAUUAACAAUUUCAACUUCAAACAUCUAACCUAAUGCAAGCAAAAUUUCAAAUAAUUUUUCAUAGGUUGAAUUUAAUCCAAGCCCUAAGCUGAUCCAAAAAAAAAAACACUUCCCAAGCUAGAUUAAUUAAUCAAAUUCAACUUUAAAUUAAAAUUCAUAUGUUGUCACAAGUAGUAAUGGAGGAGGAAUUUUGGGAACCUCAAACUCUUGUGAAGCUAAUAUAGUAAACAACUUCAUGAAAAAAGAAAAGAUGGUAACAGAACCAAGUGAAUCAACAGAAAAAUCAAUAGCCAAACAACUUUCUUAAAGACAAAAUAGCUCAGGUUAAUCUUAAAAUAAAAACAGCUACACCAAUAACUCAAGUGAUUUCUCUCACAACUACAAUUUAACAGAUAGAAAUACUCAAUAAAAUAAAAAUACAUCAGGCUCUAGUAUGCAAAAUUACAAUUAAAAUGCAUACAACAAUUUUUAAAAGCAAAGCUCAAAUCCUAAACUAGUAUAGCAAUCAUAAAUAAAUUCAGUUCAAAAGAAAUAAGAAAAUUAAAAUUCAGGAAUUACUUAAAAUGGAAUGAAUCCUAGUAUUUCUAAACAAUAGCAUGGAAAUUCAUACUAAUUUAGUUAGUCUAAAAUUCAUAAUAUGUAAAAUGCUAUGUCUUCAAUUUCUUAAUACCAAAUAAAGACUACUUUUGAAAAUAACUAUUUAAGUCCAACAAACAAUAACUCUAUCAAAUCUAAAAAUCUUAUUACAUAAUCUUAAUAAUAAACUUUAAAUGUCUCAAGCUAAUUUGAUUCUAACAAUAAUACAAUUAAUAACAGUAAUGCAAAUUUUCAAGCUAACUAAUUUUAACAAUACGGUUAAUUAAAUAGUCUAAAUAAAAAACUUUUAAACGACAAAGUUAACAAACUAAUCCAAGGUAAAAAGCAAACACAACUAAACAAUUACAAUUCAGCAGCAACAACUACAGUAUCUAUGAAUAAUUCUGAAAACGUUAAUUUAAUCAACACAAGUCUUUCGACUUCAAAUCAUGUAGGAAUGAUUCUAAGUCCCUCUUCAAGAAAGUAGUUAAACAAUCAAAAUAAUUUAUAAGCAAAUAUAUAAAAUUCUGCUAAUUUGCAAAAAGAGUAUGGCUACACAUCGAAGUAGCGCUUUCAUACCUUAGAAUGCUGA
Tetrahymena thermophila SB210 is the source of this 3945-nucleotide messenger RNA. RefSeq lists its product as hypothetical. The record is from RefSeq and is a predicted model, not a curated record. NCBI's taxonomy places the organism in Eukaryota, Ciliophora, Oligohymenophorea, Hymenostomatida, Tetrahymenidae. The transcript has a single exon.